AAAUAGGAUUUAGUUAUAAUUAAGCCUGGAAUUCGAUUGAAUAUAACUAUUCGAAAUCGUUUCAUUUUUAUCAUUUCAAAUUAAUUUGUCUUCAAAUUCAUCUGUGUUUUUUAGUGUUUAUGAUUUCAAAUAAAUAAUGGCAAAAAUAUCAUUGAAAUUUCUUUGUUCAUCAACAAUGUUAAUUAAAACAAUAAUCAUAAUGUUUACCAUAACAAUAUCAUUGGUUAAUGGUAGAUGUACAAGCGAACAAAUGGCUCAAAUUAACCAAUGUGCAGUUGAUGCUCAAUAUGAUUGGGAUAUAAUAGAUACAGAUAUUGAUACUCCUACACGAAAAUUUUGCUGUUUCAAAUGGGAUACAUUGAAUUGUCAAGUAAACAUUGCUGAAGAUUGUGAUCCAACUAUGGCAAAACACUUAGCAUUUGAAACCGAACAAACAUAUGGUGCAACGUGUGAAUAUUUUUAUCGUCAUUCACCAUUAUGUUUUAUACGUUGGUGGUCAGCAAUAUUGAUUGUAUUAGCAUUGAUUUUAAUCAUAGCUUUAAUUGUAUUCAUUGUUUAUCGUAAAAAACAAUCAAAAUUUUCUCGUGAAUAUAAUACUGCCGAAAGAAAUUAUUAUUGAUUCGUAAAAAAACAAACAAACAAAAAACAAAACACAACAAAAACAAUCACCAUUUGUAAAUACUAUAAUCAAUUAA
This is a messenger RNA of Dermatophagoides pteronyssinus (European house dust mite), 695 nucleotides long. RefSeq lists its product as uncharacterized. NCBI's taxonomy places the organism in Eukaryota, Metazoa, Arthropoda, Arachnida, Sarcoptiformes, Pyroglyphidae. The record is from RefSeq and is a predicted model, not a curated record.